This is a messenger RNA of Symbiodinium natans, 1167 nucleotides long. The record is from the annotation of a GenBank genome assembly. Lineage: Eukaryota; Dinophyceae; Suessiales; Symbiodiniaceae.
AUGACCAGCGUGCGGCGCGUCGGUGUGGAGAAAGGACAUCUGCCUCGUCACCAGGACCCCGAGGACCGGACCGGCUUUCGCCGAUUCAUGUCUUUCGGCCGGGCAGUCCGCGACUAUUUGGACUACGCAGAUGGCAAGCACGCGAGUUUAACCUGCGCCGCAACUAGAGUGGAGAACCUGAUGAAGGAUGCACAGGCGCAGAGUAAAGAAGAAGAACGAGACAUGAAGCAGAGGCUGAAGGCAACGGCUGAGCAAUUUAGUCGCGCUUGCGCUGAGAGGCCUCUUGUUUUUGACAGACGGAACUUUCAGCAAAUGGAUGAGCUCCUCAGAAAUGGGUCAGAAGGGCACAGGGAUGAGAGGCGACGGGCAGAAGGCUUGCUGAUCCAGCAAGCAGAUGAGCUACAGCCGCAGUACCGUUUUGUGAAAACCAUCUUGCCCUUGGUGGCGCGCUGCAUCGGCCAGGAGCUUGGACAGCACCAUAAGUUGGAGUGUGCUGGCUCUAGCCGCACGCGCACGGGAAUCCCCGGCAGCGACAUGGACAUGUACAUCAUCUCUGAUUCGCCGGUGACCAAAGACAAGAUGCGAAAACUCGCGGCGUGCUUGCACCAUCGGGCGGCCAGCUUCAACACAAAUCGCACAGUACUCCCUUGGAACCCUGCGCCAAUAGAAGGUUUCCGGUGCAGGGGGCCGAAAGGGAACCACAAGAAGCCUUCGGGAAUUCAUGUUGGCCGGAGCCCGAGGGGCUCGGCGCUGAGGUUGUCAGCUCAGGACGAAACCUACGAUAUCUUGCCCGAGCAGCCAGCCGAACUACUGCCAGAUUUUCUGCAGGAGAGACAUUACAACACCAGAGGAAACUGCCAGCAAGUAGCCAACCUGGAGGAGAAUGACUGGUUCUACAACAGACGCGGUCUCCAACGCGGUGUACGCUUCACCAGGUACUACUGCAGCAACAAGUACAAUGGUCCCGGCGAUGUUAGAGAGUGGGCGAUCAAGCAAGUGCUCAUCCGGCGUUUGGUGCAUCAGAUCUCUGUCGUGGAGGGCUUUGAGCCCGAGUACAUGGACCGGACUGGUGUGCUGACAUUCCUUUCCCACUGCGAUCGGUCAAACAUGAGUCCGGGCCAUGCAUUUCGCCGACUCCGCGACCCUGGCCUGGCGGACAUCGAUUGA